Molecule: messenger RNA, 1804 nt
Organism: Zea mays
Lineage: Eukaryota; Viridiplantae; Streptophyta; Magnoliopsida; Poales; Poaceae
Cellular component (GO): cytosol
Molecular function (GO): mRNA binding
Source: RefSeq, marked validated
AAUCUCGAUAGGGGUGCGCGAGGACGAGGAGAAAAAACAGAGGAGGAAAAAAUAUCACCUUCUCUUCCUGCAUUCCCCUGCUCGAUCCCCGGCGAGGAAUUCGCCCCCGAAUCCAUCGAUUUGCUCAGUCCAGUCCGCCGAUCCGUGGAUCGAUUCGUGCGUGGGCUCUGUCCUCCCCGGGGUUCCGAUCUGGUCCUCGCCUCGCCGGAGGAGGAGCUGGAGGAGAUGAACGGCACCGGGGGCAGCCACCACCAGCAGCAGCACAGGCUCCGGCAGCAGCAGCAGCAGCAGGCGCUCCUGAUGCAGCAGGCGCUGCAGCAGCAGCAGCAGCAACAUCAGUACCAGUCCGGCGUCCUCGCCGCCGCGGCAGCCGCGGCCAUGACCCAGAUGGAACCUAUUUCCAAUGGCAAUCUUCCACCUGGCUUUGAUCCUUCCACUUGUCGCAGUGUGUAUGUUGGAAACGUGAACCCUAAUGUCACGGAGAGCCUUUUGAUUGAAGUUUUCCAGAGUGCUGGCCUUGUGGAAAGAUGCAAGCUCAUACGGAAAGAGAAGUCAUCCUUUGGGUUUGUGGACUACUAUGAUAGAAGGUCUGCUGCUCUAGCAAUCAUGACCCUUCAUGGCCGUCACAUAUAUGGACAAGCAAUCAAGGUGAACUGGGCAUACGCAAGUACACAGAGGGAGGAUACGUCGGGGCAUUUCCAUAUUUUUGUUGGUGAUUUAAGUUCUGAAGUGAAUGAUGCAACUCUUUAUGCCUGUUUCUCAGCAUAUCCUUCUUGUUCUGAUGCUCGAGUCAUGUGGGACAACAAAACUGGACGUUCCAGGGGUUAUGGUUUUGUCUCCUUCCGUAAUCAACAGGAAGCUGAAACUGCUAUAACUGAAAUGACUGGAAAAUGGCUUGGAAGCAGACAAAUAAGGUGCAAUUGGGCAACAAAGACCAAUUCAGAAGAGAAACCAGAAACUGACAAUCAUAAUGCAGUUGUACUAACAAAUGGUAGCUCCACCAAUUCAGCAACAGAUGCAAGCCAGGAUGCAGGAAGUAAAGAGAACCCAGAGAACAAUCCUGAUUGUACUACUGUAUAUGUUGGCAACCUUGGACAUGAGGUUAAUCGGGAUGAGCUUCACCGCCACUUCUAUAACUUGGGGGUCGGGGCAAUCGAGGAAAUCCGUGUUCAACAGGAUAAGGGGUUUGGAUUUGUGAGAUAUAGCACCCAUGGGGAAGCAGCAUUAGCUAUUCAGAUGGCCAAUGGAUUGGUAGUCCGUGGGAAAUCAAUUAAGUGCUCAUGGGGAAACAAGCCAACUCCACCUGGCACCACCUCCAAGCCCCUACCCCCUCCAGUUGCUUCAUACCAGCCUGCUGUAGCAAUGUCAGGUGUCCCACAAGGUUUCACAGCAGCCGAACUUCUUGCUUACCAGAGGCAGCUUGCCUUAAGCCAGGCUGCAGCAGGGCAGAUUGCUGGCCAGCAUGGUCUCGCGGGUCAGGUUUCUGCAGGUCUUCUUGCUGCUGCUGGUUCUCAGGCCCUCUACGAUGGCUACCCGAACCAGUCAUCAGCCCAGCAGCUUAUGUACUACAACUAGAGUUCAAGAGGACGGCGUUGGCCAUCGUCGCCCUGUUUUUUAUUUUGUGGUUCAUGUACUAUUUGUGUGAGAGUUCUUGAUCUCUUGUCGCCGCGGAAUUGUGUUACUAUCUUAUUACUGUACCAUUGACCAUUUUUCUUGUGAGAUUCAUUUGAGUAGUCACUUUAACAGAGUAAGAGAUGUAUUCUAUGUGACUUCGCGAUUGAUUAAUGUAAUGCUCCCCUGUGCA